Piliocolobus tephrosceles (Ugandan red Colobus) is the source of this 1381-nucleotide messenger RNA. RefSeq names its product ARF like GTPase 2 (gene ARL2). The transcript is spliced from 3 exons. Gene Ontology annotation, molecular function: GTP binding; GTPase activity. The coding region runs from base 449 to 1126 and encodes 225 amino acids. The record is from RefSeq and is a predicted model, not a curated record. Lineage: Eukaryota; Metazoa; Chordata; Mammalia; Primates; Cercopithecidae.
ACCGCCGCCCUGAACUGAGAGCCACAGGAGCAGGGUAGGGGGAGGCCCAACUUUCUGCUCUGUCACUGGCAGAUUGAGGACGAUGCCGAGGGCUCAGAGGAGCGGGAUUUGGACCGUGUUGCUGGGAACAGGGGCCUACACUGGCCCCAGGAUGAGUUCGUCCGUACCUGCGGACCCUGGGUUCUGACUCUGAGGUCAGACGCAGCCAAGAUGCAACUCAGGAACUUCAAGGUUUCCGCUCCGGCCGAGAGCCCCGGUCUGGCGGGGGAAAGGGUGGGGGUGUCGCCCUUGCUCCCCCAGCCUCAGCCCUCAGGAGGCGCAGCGUCAGGGCGGGCGGCAGCACAAAAGCCCCCUGCGCCGCUAGGGGCACUCUCGCAGCAGCUGCGCUGGCGACCUCGCGAUCACGUGCGGCGAGGGCGGGACCAAACGAGCGUCCAGCCAAUUGGCUAUGCCGUCGGCGAGCGUGAUAGCCAAUAGGAACCAGGAGCGGGGUCCCGGGACUGGGAAGAAACGGCGGCCGGGAGGGGCUCCAGGGACCAUGGGGCUCCUGACCAUUCUGAAGAAGAUGAAGCAGAAAGAGCGGGAGCUGCGACUGCUCAUGCUUGGCCUGGACAAUGCUGGAAAGACGACCAUCCUGAAGAAGUUCAAUGGGGAGGACAUCGACACCAUCUCCCCAACGCUGGGCUUCAACAUCAAGACCCUGGAGCACCGAGGAUUCAAGCUGAACAUCUGGGAUGUGGGUGGCCAGAAGUCCCUGCGGUCCUACUGGCGGAACUACUUUGAGAGCACCGACGGCCUCAUCUGGGUAGUGGACAGUGCGGACCACCAGCGCAUGCAGGACUGCCAGCGGGAGCUCCAGAGCCUGCUGGUGGAGGAGGUGGGCAGCUCCUACCCUUUGUGCAAAUGUGUGGACAUAGGGCCGCCUUCUCAGCAGACGCCCCUCAGAGGGUUCCAUGGCCCCAGAGGGAAACUAGAGGCAGGAUCCAUUCCUUCACUGGGCCCCCACCAUGGGAGGCCCAUGGUGCCAGAGGCAGGACACAUGCUGUGGACUGAGAUUGAGUUAACGUCCCUGGGAUGUUACUACGUCAAUACCCUGAGCGUCAGUUUCUGUGCCUUGAAAUGGUGAUGAUGACACCCACAUCAUUGGGCUUUAGGGAGGAUGACCCAAGGCCAGCAUGAAGCUUUGAGAGGCUGUGGAGCCUGGCUCAAGAGUCUGACUCUUCGCUAUGUGACCUCAGCCAGGGGUGGUGGCACGCACUUGUAGUCCUAGCUACUCUGGAGGCUCAGACAGGAGGAUCAGUUGAACCUAGGAGGUCGAGGCUGCAGUGAGCUGUGAUCAUGCCACUGCACUCCAGCCUCCUGGGUGACAGAGCAAGACCCU